This is a messenger RNA of Geodia barretti, 740 nucleotides long. NCBI's taxonomy places the organism in Eukaryota, Metazoa, Porifera, Demospongiae, Tetractinellida, Geodiidae. The record is from the annotation of a GenBank genome assembly.
UGCGUUUACACGGCUUGCGUUUUUACAGUUUAGCGUCUCGAUCGCCCUUGAAAGACUCAACAUGGCAGGUAGACUGGCGAGAUCUCUCCUCCAGAGAAGGUUCGGAAGCUCUCUGCAGCGGCUGCCAGUGAGACUGGCCAGUGGAGAAGCCUACGUACCUGAGAAGCCACCAGUGGAAGGGAAGACAGAGAACAUGAAGUUGGUCCAUGCCAUAAACAAUGCUCUUGACAUUGCCAUGGAGACUGACUCCACUGCAGCCAUAUUUGGGGAAGACGUGGGGUUUGGAGGAGUCUUCCGCUGCUCUGCUAAUCUCAGAGAUAAAUAUGGUCAGUGUACUCUAUAGGACUGUUCAAUUCACCCUAUGUUCAUGUAGUACACAACUGGUUGUGAAUCAUGUUAUGGGUGUAGUUGCUUUCCUAUUGCCUUUGCCUUGUACGUACCUCACCGCGUUGUUGACACGUUUAUUUUGUUGAGACUGAGGUUUACAGAAUCUAAACUGUUCAAGCUGACGAAUUACUUUUGUUUAGGUGUGUGUUUUUAUUUGUGCAGAUGUUUCUAUACCUUCAUGCUUUAUUUGGUGCUGUAUGUACAUACUGUACAUUUGCACACGCGUUUUUUUGAAUGUGGAAGGCACUGCACGUAUUACACGUCAUUUUUUAUGAAUGUGUGCAUACAAUAAUUAUCCGUCGCUCCUUUACUUAUGUAUGUAUGUGCCUCACACUUUCAUAGAAGUAUAAAUA